GGCGGUGGCGAGAAGAGAGCUCGGCGGGUCCCUUCCCGGCGUAUUCCGAGAAAAGCAGCGUCUCCGACGCGGUGUCCAUCAUGUUCUCUUUUAACAUGUUCGACCACCCGAUUCCCCGGGUCUUCCAAAACCGCUUCUCCACACAGUACCGCUGCUUCUCGGUGUCCAUGCUAGCAGGGCCUAAUGACAGGUCAGAUGUGGAGAAAGGAGGGAAGAUAAUUAUGCCACCUUCAGCCCUUGAUCAACUCAGCCGACUUAACAUUACCUAUCCUAUGCUAUUCAAACUGACCAAUAAAAAUUCAGACCGCAUGACGCACUGUGGCGUGCUGGAGUUUGUGGCUGACGAGGGCAUCUGCUACCUCCCACACUGGAUGAUGCAGAACUUGCUCUUGGAAGAAGGGGGCCUGGUCCAGGUGGAGAGUGUCAAUCUUCAAGUGGCCACCUACUCCAAAUUCCAGCCUCAGAGCCCUGAUUUCUUGGACAUCACCAACCCCAAAGCUGUAUUAGAAAAUGCACUGAGAAACUUUGCCUGUCUGACCACCGGAGAUGUGAUCGCCAUCAACUAUAAUGAGAAGAUCUAUGAACUGCGAGUGAUGGAGACCAAACCUGACAAAGCUGUGUCCAUCAUUGAGUGUGAUAUGAAUGUGGACUUUGAUGCUCCCCUAGGCUACAAAGAACCUGAAAGACAAGUCCAGCAUGAGGAGCUGACAGAAGGUGACACUGACCACAGUGGUUAUGCUGGAGAGCUGGGCUUCCGCGCCUUCUCCGGGUCUGGGAAUAGGCUAGAUGGAAAGAAGAAAGGAGUAGAGCCUAGCCCCUCCCCAAUCAAGCCUGGAGACAUUAAAAGAGGAAUUCCCAAUUAUGAAUUUAAACUGGGUAAGAUCACUUUCAUCAGAAAUUCGCGUCCACUGGUCAAAAAGGUUGAAGAGGAUGAAGCUGGAGGCAGAUUCAUCGCUUUCUCUGGAGAAGGACAGUCGUUGCGUAAAAAGGGAAGAAAGCCAUAAGUCGGAACUGUUAGCUGAUUGGAAAACAAUAAAAGAAUCAUUGCAACAUACUGGCUUUUAGUUACUGGCGCUGUCACAGAUGAAGCUUAUCAGAGAAUGGGCUGUUACUUGAGGUUUGUUUAGAGUCACCUAAGAAUUACCAAGUUUAACUUGGAAGUGGAGCAGCAGCAUUUCCUAGUUGUGUGCUUGAUUUCAGGAAAGAGAAAGAGCUGUCUCUGAGGUCCUGUGGACAGCCACCCCCUCACCACUUCAUGCUUUCAGCUCGAGGGGCUCCCACUGCCUCAGCAGGAACAGAGUCCCCUAAUUCCUGAUAACACCAAUGGAAGGCUGAAGGCCCAAGGGAAUUGUCUAACUUGAGGUUUUCUUUCUCUUUCUUCAUUAAUCCUUUUCCUAGGUUGAUUGCAUAGGUGUUGUCUUUGACCUUGAAAAAAGUGGAUUAAGUAGUAUGUGCUUUAUAAAUAGUGGCUGUCCCACUAUGCAGUUUGAGUGUUUGAGAAAGGAUGUUUCUGUUUUUACUUUACAUAUUUUUUUUUCAAAAGCACCACUCCUCAGAAGCUGAUCUGAAUGAGUCGCACUUUUAUUUUGAUUUCAUAUGGAAAUAACUGGCUCCUUAGUGGACCUGUUCUAUAGUAAAGCAACUCCAUGGAGGAGCACAAAUGUGAAUGUUAGAAUGAAUAUAUGCUAAAUAUGUGUUCCUCUUUCUCCUUCUUUUAUACCUCCCAUUCCCAAUUUUAAUUUAUUAAAACAUCCAAGGUUCUGCUGGCCUAGCUUUAUUUCUGAUUAGUAUUAACUUGGGCUUAGAUCUUUAUCUUCUAAAAUGUAAGACCUUUUGCCAUGCUAAUCCAAUUAUCUUAAAUUUGUACCCUGAUAAUAAUUCUGAAUCAAGAAGUUCAAAUAAAAACAGGCAAUGACUAAA
Carlito syrichta (Philippine tarsier) is the source of this 1920-nucleotide messenger RNA. RefSeq names its product ubiquitin recognition factor in ER associated degradation 1 (gene UFD1). The coding region runs from base 81 to 1004 and encodes 307 amino acids. Lineage: Eukaryota; Metazoa; Chordata; Mammalia; Primates; Tarsiidae. The transcript is spliced from 12 exons. Gene Ontology annotation, cellular component: VCP-NPL4-UFD1 AAA ATPase complex. Gene Ontology annotation, molecular function: polyubiquitin modification-dependent protein binding. The record is from RefSeq and is a predicted model, not a curated record.